GUAAACAUGGCUAAUAAAAGAAAAUCACUGUGUAUUGACGAAAAAGUUUUACUGAUACGCGCAAUAGAAACGGGAGAGAAGAUAAGUGAUGUUGGCAGACGCUUUGGAUUUAGUCGCUCUACCGUGUCCACAAUAUGGAAAAACAAAGAAAAAAUCCUCCACGCUGAAGGCGAGGGAAAAAAUUCCAAAAAAUUAAAGAAACCUAUAUACGAAGAUUUGGAUCAAGCUGUACUAUCAUGGUUUCACCGACAGCGUCAGAAUAAUAUGCCUAUCUCGGGGCCGCUCGUGAAAGCUAAGGCGGAGAAUUUUGCUGAAGAACUUGGUUUAACUUCUUUCAAAGCAUCAGAAGGAUGGCUCGGAAAAUUCAAGCAGCGUCAUCACAUCAACUAUGGUAAAAUAAGUGGGGAAGCACGAAGUGUUGAUACAAAUGUGACUCAUGAUUGGAUUAACAGAGUGUGGUCAAAAUUCAUAGAAAAAUACGCCCCAAGUGACAUUUUCAAUGCUGAUGAAGCAGGAAUUUUCUAUAAGUUGACUCCAGAUAAAACUCUGAAAUUUAAAGGGGAAAAGUGUGUGGGAGGAAAGCUUUCCAAGGAACGUAUUACGGUGCUUGUGGCUGCUAAUAUGGAUGGCACAGAAAAAAAAAAGCUAAUGAUAAUAGGCAAAUCGAAAAAUCCGCGCUGUUUUAAGAACAUUAAAAAAUUGCCAGUGACGUAUAAAGCUAAUAAAUCAGCUUGGAUGACCAGUCAACUUUUUGAAGAAGAAGUGCGAAAGUGGGAUGCAGAAUUGAAGGGACGAAAAAUUUUACUUCUUGUUGACAACUGCCCUGCCCACCCGUCUAUAUCAAACCUUCAAAACAUAGAGUUGGCAUUUCUUCCUCCAAAUACGACUAGUGUCUUACAGCCAAUGGACCAGAGUGUGAUUAAAAGCCUCAAGGGUCACUACAGAAGGAAAUUAUUGAUGGAGCUAGUCAAAUCUGAGGGUAAAACUUCUGUUAAUAUGCUACAUGCAGUAAAUUUUUUAUCUAAAGCCUGGGAAGAAGUGACACCCACAACUAUACAGCACUCUUUUCGACAUGCUGGACUUUGUACCAAUUCUACGAGUGAUGAGGUGGAAACAGAACCUGAGUUUGAAAGCGACGACGACCUUCCAUUAACUGAGUGGAUUCAACAGUUCAACAUGACAGGAAAUACGGUAAAUCUUUAA
Molecule: messenger RNA, 1203 nt
Organism: Microplitis mediator
Lineage: Eukaryota; Metazoa; Arthropoda; Insecta; Hymenoptera; Braconidae
Product: tigger transposable element-derived protein 4-like
Exons: 1
Coding region: 7-1203 (398 amino acids)
Cellular component (GO): nucleus
Molecular function (GO): DNA binding
Source: RefSeq, a predicted model, not a curated record